This is a messenger RNA of Vanessa tameamea, 6899 nucleotides long. RefSeq names its product zinc finger and BTB domain-containing protein 17-like. Gene Ontology annotation, molecular function: protein binding; DNA binding. Gene Ontology annotation, biological process: regulation of transcription by RNA polymerase II. Bases 551 to 2758 code for a protein of 735 amino acids. The record is from RefSeq and is a predicted model, not a curated record. The transcript is spliced from 13 exons. Lineage: Eukaryota; Metazoa; Arthropoda; Insecta; Lepidoptera; Nymphalidae. Gene Ontology annotation, cellular component: nucleus.
AAUAAUUAUAUUUCUUCAUAAGCUAUAAAAAAAUUAAUGUGCAGCGCGCACACUAAGCCACAGUUGCAGUAGACGCAUUGAUUCAAAAUUUACAAUUAAAUUAAAAACACCUGUGCAACGAAAAUCAAUGCAGGUGUUUCAUGUAAGACGUCGAAUAAAUUCAUCUUCUAUUUCAAUAUUAAAUUAUAAAAUGACUAGCAUAACUUAACUUUGAACCUUUUCACUUGGAAUGUAUGAACGUUAGUGUACAAUUUAUAAAGUUGUAUAUAUUUAAUUACGGUAUAAUAAAGCAUGCGGGGGGGCGAGGCGGCGCGCCGCGCUCUCAUAUUCCGUAUAUUGAUUGUGUGCGAGGGGGCCGGGGCAAGGAGGGGGCCACGGCGUGCCCCACUCUGUUUUUUACGACACGGCUUUCUGUGUAACAUAAUAAGUAUUUAAAAAUUUUGUGAAAUGUUUCGGUGUUAUUUGUGAAAAAUUGGGAAGUAGGAAAAGUGAAUACGAGCUCUAAAUUCCGUCGGCGGCGCGUACCUACAGUAUUACACUGUCAUACCGCAUGCAGGGGCUCGUGAGCGAUAAGACGUUCCACUUGAAGUGGAACAACCACCUGCAGAACCUGAGCCAGCUGUUCACGACCAUCUACUCGUCGUCAGCGCUGGCAGACGUGACGCUCUCCUGCCGCGAUGGGACUCUUAAGGCGCACAAACUCGUCCUUUCAGCGUGUAGCCCUUACUUCGAACAGAUAUUCAAGGACAACCCAUGUCAGCACCCCAUCGUGAUUCUAAAAGGAAUACCCUUCUCGGAGAUAAAUCUCCUGGUUGAGUUCAUGUACAAGGGUUCUGUGGAUGUGCAAGAAUUGGAUCUUCAGUCACUGAUGCACACAGCUUCAGAACUGGAAAUCAGAGGUCUUGCUUAUGAGGCCCGUGAUAAUGCUGCGCAGCUAUUGAAUGUGAAUUUGGAAUAUCCCGCCUAUGGACAAAAUGCUGCUUCCACAGCAACUGCAACUACGUCAGCAACAGUUUCCACAUCACAGACAUACCCUCAAGCUCGCACAGAUGUCGAGAGGUUGAAACAGAUACACAUGUACCAACAGUCAAUGAUGCGAGCUGAGGAGGUUCGACGACGGCGUCGUGAAGACAUGCCCACAACCCAGACAGCCGUGAACAACAUACUAGCGGCAGCUGCGAGGGAGAUGGAGGAGGCGAGACACGCGGCGCGAACAGGAGAACGUGUAGUUGCCAGUAUACAAACUGAGCAAGAAGCGGCUGCAGCGUCGGAAAUGAAAAAUGAAUUAGAGAAUGACAGACCGAAGAAACGCGUCUCCAUUAUGUCCCCAGAAGACGAGAAGUUACGAGCCAAGAAGAAAGCUAUGACAGUUCGCUUCCAAGAAGACAAUAAGACUGAUGAACGCCCUGCCAAAAUUUUAUCACCAGGUGCAACCUCAAAUAACGGCAGCAAUGAGUCCAAGAUUGACGACUUAAAGGCCGGUGGCAUCAAGGUGGUCCAGCUGGCGGUUCUGCAAAAACCUACCAACAAUGAACACGACGAUUCAGACGAAAAAGGCAAACAAGGAAUGGACGACGAUGAAGAAACGGAUUCGAGCGGUUCACUGUCAGACACAGCGGCGAAUGAGUCGCAGGACGGACGGCCACAUGUAUGCGACAUCUGCGAUGUUAGGUUCGCCCGCUCGUCGCACCUGACGCGCCACCGCCUCACGCACACGGGCGAGCGGCCCUUCACGUGCGGCGGCUGCGGCCGCUCCUUCGCGCGCUCCGACAAGCUGCGCGUGCACACCAAGAUCUGCGAGCGGGUGCAAUCAAAACAAAUAAAACUUCUCCAGGAGGACCCGACGGUGGACAUGGCCAACGAGGUGAAGCGCGAGAACAACUCGGAGGUGAUGUCGGGGAUGGUCCGCACCACGCACCGCGAGUCGGGCCACCUCGUGUUCACGGCCAGCGGGGACGUCAUGCUGCCGCCGCGCGGGCAGGUCGUGCUCAACUCCACGCUGGAGCCCGUGCGCAACGAGCUGCUGGCCAACGACCUGCUGGAGCCGCCGCGCCGCGGGCGGGGCCGGCCGCGCAAGACGCCGCUGCCGCUCACGCCCAAGGUCAAGAAGCGCCGCGGCCGACCGCCCAAGACCUCGCUCGACAUGGAGGGCUGCGUGCUGACGAGCGGCGCGGUGGCCGGUGGCGCGCUCACGGGGCACCAGCUGCUGCUCAAACGGAAACGGGGACGGCCGCCGAAGAACUACUUCCUGCCACGAUCUGGUAUGGAUAUGUCAAUACCGAUCCAGUACGGGCUAGCCGCAGAAAUGAGCAAGUUUUACGGGCGACCCAACGAAAACUACAACGCGACGAACUUGCCGUUCGGCGACUUCUCCUACCUGACCGAGAUGAUGUACAACCCGCUGGCGUACUCGUACGGCGUGACGAGCGUGGACCCCGACCGCAACGUGGACGCCGACCAGGGCGGCGCCGGCGACGCGGCCGAGCGCACCAUCGACGUGUCGUCGUCCUCCUCCGACGACGAGGACUCGUCGCGCGUGGAGCCCGACGACGUGCCGCCCGUGGCCGUGGAGACGCAGAUCAUGACGGUGGGCGACUGCCAGAUCGUCAAGCUGCCGCCCAGCUGCGACGACAAGGACGACAAGCCGGAGCCGGCGCCGGCCGAGCCGGGGGCGCCGCCGGCCGCGCCCAGCUCCGUCACCAUCACGCCCAUCACCACGGUGGGCGACUGCACCAUCCGCCCCGUCGAGAACACAUAAUGUGAGAACCUUAGGGUCUACCCCGUCCUCUUGAUACCCUUCAAGUGGAAAUAGAUUGAGAAAUGUGCGAAGUGAACGGACUCUUGUGUUUCGAUCUUGGACUUCGGCCCUUGAUAUGUUUUUGCACAACAUUCCAUAAUUUAGUUAUUGAGUGAUCGAAUAAUUGAAAUUAUUAUUUAUUAACCUACUCGAUAAAUGUUACACUGAGUUGUAAUAAGUAAAAGUAAUCGUUUUUAACCAUAAUGCAUAGUAAUUAUUUAAAAAAAAAAAAAAACUUAAAUCAGUUCGUUCACCAAACAGUUUCGAUAUGUCGCUAUUAAAUAAAUAAUGGUGACAUACAAUCUAUACCAGUUUCUAAUAUCGUCCAUUUUGUUUCGAACAAAAUAUCCUAUAUUCGUAUAGGUCGAACGUCUUCCUACAACGGCUCUAACGAGAUGGAUGAAACUCUUUACUAUCGGCUCUUGUACUUCUGGGGUAGACACUAAGCUAAAAUAUUAUUGUGGUAGCAUUCGUGUGGCAGGUCGGUCGCCCGUUGUCGUUUCAUAUCCCGAUGCAAUCGAUGCGAGUUCACUAGCGCUUUAAUGGAUGGUAGAUUUUGAUCGUUAAAUAAGAAAUUGCUUGUGCCAUCUUUCUCGAGACUAUAAGUGUCUUAGGAAAUCAUUAUCGCAACCGUGGAUCAGGUGUGUGGAAUUAGAAAUAUGAUGUCUUCCUAACUGUUUAGUGUUAAUGCUUUUUACUGGAUAUCGCGUACACUAUACAUACUGCGGCGAUGUUCCUCGGUGAAGUCUACGCCUCAGCGGCCUAAUCGUGGUUCGGAAAUGCUACUACAAUGAUCGUUACGAAGUGAAUAAAUUAAAAAAAAAACUAAGUGACUGUCGAAAAUGCAUUUAAAUUGGUGAUGUAAUUUAUUGAACUGGAGAUUUAAUUGUAAUUGCUAAAGCUUUACAAAGACAUUAGAAAACAUGGCAUCGAUGUGAUUUUUUCACAGGUAGAUAACGCAACGACUCUAUAAUGCGGCCCCGUUAGGGAGCCAUGACACCCGCUGGCCGCCGCGCGCGGGCGCGGUGACGUCACCCGUGCGAACGGCGCCGCAUUGUCGCUCGGCGCUCCAAUAUGUAUAAUCUGAGCCAUAUUAAACAUAGUUAUAGUUUAAGAUUUUAUAUGUAUGUAGAAGUAUUUUCCUAAUGUCACACACGGAUGCCAUGCUUUUUAUAUGUUGAAACAACAGAUAUACUCAUUCAGACACAACCAUUAAGAACAAAAGUCACAAUUGUCGACAUUCUACAUGAAAACCCGGGAUGACUGCCACUUUGUACAAUUAAAACGGUUGUUUAUAGUAAUCGAAAAUAAUUGCGAAGUAGGAAAAUGUAGUUUCCAUAUAGUUAUCUAUUAGUGAGACUCGAAUGCAAUAUGUAUAAGGGGGUUUUCAUGUACAAUGUAUCAUAUAUAAUAAUCACUAUAGAUUUAUAAUAUUUUCCGAAACUCUACAUAGAGGAGUAAUAAAUAUUUACUAAAUAUUGUAAUGGUGGAACGUAGAUAUAUAAAACUGUACUGUGUUGCCUUCAGCGUAUUUCGUACUUAUGUUAAGCUAGUUGCCCACGGAGCCGCCGCGGUGUACGAUGCGGUUACAGAUCUCAGUGAGCUUGAAUUGUAAUAUCAAGCCUAAUUUUAUGAUGUCUAUACAAUAUGAUGUAUGCUUACGUGGGUAGCGUUCACGUUGAGAAUGAUAAAAGGUGAUUUCGUUGACGAAAGGUCAAUAUUCUGUUUUCCUCCAAAAAUACUGACAAAUCGUUAUUUUAGGAUCAAAAUUUUUUAGUAGUUUUAAUGAUUAUUCAUAAGUAGCGUCUGAUUGGCUGUCUAUUAUAAUUAAUAUUCGUAAUCUUAAGUUUUAAUAAGCGUGUUUAUUGAUAUCGCGGGGAAUUAUUUGUUAAAGGCGAUACAUUACCGCGUUAUAAAUAAAGAUGAGAUAAUUUUGGAAUUAUUUUGCUAAUAAUAAACUAUGUUUAAGUGAAUCCAUUGAAGUAUUGGAGUUAUCGUGUAGUAAGCGCACGCUGUUUCGCCUUUCCAUGUCUAAAUGUAUCAAUCUCUGUGAAUAUUAGAUCGUAGAGCGUAGUGUCUUAGAUUAAAAAAAAAUAUUCUAAAUAUUAUAAACUCGGCAACACCACACGAACAAGUGAUACGAUGUUAGCUAAUUAUUUUAGCAGAACGUUUUAUGAACGUUAUAUAUAAUAACAUAUAUUUCUUUAAUCAUUUUGCUGUAUGUGUAAUCGUAGAGUUAAUGUAACGCAGUACGCAAUAACCCCUCGCGGACAGCCUCGCCCGGCCGCCGGCUGUGAGACAGCCAACUUCGGGAUUAUCUUUAUGUUCCUUUAAGUAUAUUCUAUGUUCGUUUACGCUUCAUGUCGGUGGAAGUGUCGCAUUAUAGUGGACGUCUUCAAAGUAUUAACUCGCUACUAUGAAUAUUUUUAAGAAAUUAUUUUCUUCAAAUAUCUGUACAGUAGUAUAGUUCCUAACGUAUAAUCGAUACAAAAAUGUAACCCUUCAACUAAUCGUAGCUGAUUAAAUAUAAUUUCUUUUAGUCUUUAAGUUUAUAUUAUGAGAUCAAAUUAUUCUUAAAUCGUAGUUCACUACUAGUGAUAUAUCGUCGAAUCGUUUUGAGGUACGCUUUCUUUUAAAUAUAUUUUAUUACGUAUUUAAUGGAAGACUGCUCUGUACCGUUUUCUAUUUAAUUUCAUCGGUUUUUUAUAUUUUAUUUAAGACCGAUUCAUCGACUUACGAAUGUAAGAAGCCCAAGAGGCAUUUAUUGUCAUGAGUCUCAAACGGCAAGCUAAGAUUACUGUGUGUUAAUUUAACGAAAUGAAUCUGUAUUUUUAUAACUAAAGAUAAGUUAAUGCGAUCAUUUACUCCCAUACAAUGUGAACUUAUAUCCCACAUUUAGUAGAUUAGGUUCGAUUUUAAGUUAAAAUUACAAGGGCCCUAUUGGCUUUGUGUUGUCGUUAAGUUUAGUACGUUUCCUUUUGCCACUUGAUUAGCAAUCAACAUCUGUUUAAUGAUAAACACACCGAAAUUACAAUUUCUUGACAUUUAUUAAUACACAGGCGAAACAUUGUGUCAAUAUUGUUAAAAUUCCAUCAGAAAAAAAAACGUGUUUUAUAAUCAAACUUUAUGACAAAACGUGCCUUUUUUAUCUCGAUAUAUUUUAUACUGGAGAAAUUUGCGGUACUAAACCGUGGUCAUAUGUAGGAACAUUUGUAGGUGACUCUACGUGUAUGCUCUUAUACAAAAGUCUUUAGGUUUUUAAGUGAAUCAGAUGUUGAUUGAUGAACAAAGGCCUUAUGGUUUGGCAAUAAUCGAAAAAAUAAUUAUUUAUGGAAUGUUAGAAGUGUGAUUGCCCGGUUGAUUGCAUUUAUUAUUGUUUCCCUAAUUAUAUUUUUUAUCGAAAUAUCAGCAGUGGUAUAAUCAGAUGUUUAAUUGAUGAAAAUCUUUUGCAUUUAUUUUUAUAUUUGCAUUCAAACAAUCAAAUUAACAGUGCAUUUUAUAAAAUUACAAUCAAUUUUGUUCUAAUAUAUUCAAAAUUUAUUUUGUUCACUGCCAGUUAACUGAUGUAAAAAAUAUUGAACGAUACCACUGCGUUCAAAUUAAAAGCGACCUUUAUAACAAUAUUGUUUUAAUAAUAGUUUUGUAUCUCGUCAUAACCUACUUUUUUUAGUAAUUUAUAUAAUAUGUAUUUUAAGUUUCAAUAAUCUAAUGUUUGACGAGAUUAAGUUACGUAAUUAUACUCGAAAUGUUUUAUAACAAUCAAAAUCAAUAUUUUAUUCAGACAACAGAUGAAAAAUAUGUUUAGUUGUGAUGUGAGAAGAUUUUUAUAUUCUUGUAUUGUGAAAUGGCUAUCAUUUUACGUUGUGAUCAUGUGAGUGCAAAAUUUUUUUUAAUUAUUUUAACCAGUUUCGUUGACUAUCGUCAAUAUAAGGGCAGCAGAAAUAAUAACAUUUGUUUAGUUCUGCAUAGUCCAAGAGCAGUAUUUUUUAGCUGUAGUCUUUAUUAUUAUAAACUUUUUUUUUAUUAUUUUAACAUUUAUGAAAUUCGAUCGUUAGUUAAUUUCUAACAAUGAAAUAUUUAAUAAAGAAAUCACAAAAUAUAA